AUGGUGAGACCUCCCUGCCCCUCUAACUCAGAGUUGGUAACCUGUAAGCCCUUUCCUCCCGCCAACCAUUUUUUGAGUGCCACUGUCCGUCCAAACCAGCGACGCCGCGUUCUAUGGGGGAGGUGCCCCGUUGCCGCCUCUGAGGGCAUCUACAAUAUCGAGGGCGGCUGCUAUGCCAAGGCCAUUGGCCUCACCAGGGAGAAGGAGCCAGAGAUUUGGGACGCCAUUCGCUUUGGAGCACUGCUGGAGAACGUGGUCUUUGAUCAGCGCACGGGCACUGUGGACUAUGACGACUGCAGCAUUACGGAGAACACCCGCGUCUCGUAUCCCCUGGAGUACAUCCCCAACGCCAAGAUCCCGGCCGUGGGAGGGCACCCUGAGAACAUCAUCAUGCUCACGUGCGAUGCCUUUGGAGUGCUGCCGCCAGUGUCCAAGCUCACCUCCGAGCAGGCGAUGUACCACUUCAUCUCAGGCUACACUGCAAAGGUCGCUGGCACUGAGGAGGGCGUGUCGGAGCCCACUGCCACCUUCUCCGCAUGCUUCGGUGCGCCCUUCAUGGUGUGGCACCCGGCCAAGUAUGCCGAGCUCCUAGCGGACAAGAUGGCCAAGCACAACGUGCACGCCUGGCUCAUCAACACCGGGUGGACCGGCGGCGCCUACGGCUCCGGGCACCGCAUGAGCCUCGCGGACACCCGGGCCAUCAUCGACGCCAUCCACUCGGGGGAGUUGGCCAAGGCGGAGUACGUGAACUUCCCCAGGUUCAACUUGCAGGUGCCCAAGACCUGCCCCAACGUAGACUCCAACAUCUUGAUGCCCAGCCAGACCUGGGCUGACCAGUUCGCCUUUGAGGCUGCGGCGGAGAAGCUGUCGAAGCUCUUCAAGGACAACUUCAAGAAGUUCGAGGCAGGAUGCUCCGCAGAGGUCCGAGCUGCUGGCCCUCACUGAGUCGGCGGCGGUUUGCCAUGGGAGGCAGCA
Effrenium voratum is the source of this 975-nucleotide messenger RNA. Lineage: Eukaryota; Dinophyceae; Suessiales; Symbiodiniaceae. The record is from the annotation of a GenBank genome assembly.